This is a messenger RNA of Spirodela intermedia, 1985 nucleotides long. NCBI's taxonomy places the organism in Eukaryota, Viridiplantae, Streptophyta, Magnoliopsida, Alismatales, Araceae. The record is from the annotation of a GenBank genome assembly.
AUGACUAUUCCGGCGCUGCUGGUUGCAGCAGUCGUCGGCCGCCUUAUCUCCACGGCGGCGCUCGGCGACGCAGAGAUCCUUCGCCACCACACCAUCGGCCGCCGGCUAAGCCUGGAACCCGACGACCUCGACGCAGCGUCGAAGGACUUUGGCGGCACGGUCACUGUCGCGCCGUUAGCCGUGCUCCGCCCCGCCACCACCGGCGACGUCGCCGGCGUCGUCCACGCUUCCUACCGCUCGCCGCUCGCCUUCCCUGUCUCCGCACGCGGCCACGGGCACUGCACUGGCGGGCAGGCGGCGGCGGCCGGCGGCGUGGUGGUGGCGAUGACGACCGAGCGACGGCGGUGGGAGAGGAGAGAGGAAACCCAGCUAGGGAUGCCGGAGUACUCGCCGUCGUACGGUGGGUACUUCGUGGACGUAUGGGGAGGGGAGCUAUGGGCCGACGUGCUGCGGUGGACUCUGCGCCAUGGCGGACUCGCUCCGAGGUCGUGGACGGAUUAUCUCUACCUGUCCGUCGGAGGGACGCUCUCCAAUGGAGGGAUCAGCGGGCAGGCCUUCCGCCAUGGCCCCCAGAUAAGCAACGUCUACGAAAUGGACGUCGUCACUGGUAUGGUUUAUGACCGGUUCUCUUCCUCCUAUCUUCUCGGAGCAACUGGUUCUGAUUUCCCAUUUUUGUCUCCGACGUGUCGUGCAGGCAAGGGGGAUCUCGUUAGGUGCUCGAGAGAGCAGAACCAGGAUCUGUUCCAUGCCGUUCUUGGAGGGCUCGGCCAGUUCGGAAUCAUCACCCGCGCCAGGAUCGCUCUGGAACGUGCUCCCACGAGGGUAAGAACUAAGAUCUCUCUCUCUCUCUCUAUCUAUCUAUCUCUCUGUCCGUCUAUCUGAUGAUCUCUGAUGACGCAGGUAAAAUGGAUCAGGAUGCUCUUCGCCGACUUCAGGGAGUUCACACGGGAUCAGGAGUAUCUCAUCUCCCUCGAAGGGAGGCCGUCCGGGGAGAGGUUUGACUACGUCGAGGGCUUCGUCGUCCUCGACGAUGGCCUCAUCAACAACUGGAGGUCGUCCUUCUUCUCGCCUCGAAACCUUAUCAAGCUCAGCUCUCUGGGAUCUGCAGCGACAAGUGUCCUCUACUGCCUCGAGGUCGCCAUGAAUUACGACGACUCCACGGCCGGCUCCGUCGAUCAGGUAGCUCAUCGAAUUCGAACAGUUUCUCCGCAGUUCUCGAUUGAAUCACUGAUCGCCGACGACGGUGCAGGACGUGGCGGCGCUGCUGCGGAAGCUUCAGUUCAUGCCGGAGACGGAGUUCGCCACCGAUCUGCCGUACGUCGACUUCCUUGACCGCGUCCACAAGAAGGAGCAGAAGCUCCGGGAAGAGGGGCUGUGGGAGGUACCCCAUCCAUGGCUGAACCUCUUCGUCCCCUCCUCCCGCAUCGCCGACUUCGAUCAAGGCAUCUUCAAGGGCAUCCUCCGCCGGAACAAGGUCGGCGGCCCCAUCCUCAUCUACCCCAUGAACAGGACCAAGUAAGCCGUCCCUCAGAGGUUCCUCUCUCUGCUACAACCCAGGGUCCCUCUCCUCUGGUUCGUUAGGGUUGAUGGGUGGAGCAUUCGACAGGUGGGAGGAGACGACGUCUGCGGUGACGCCGGAGGAGGAGGUGUUCUACCUGGUCGCCUUCCUCAGGUCGGCGGUGGGGGAUUCGCCGGAGGAGUUGCAGAAAACUCUGAGGUACCUGACCAGGCAGAACGAGCUGAUCUUAGGGUUCUGCCGCGACUCCGGCAUUCCGGCGAAGCAGUACCUGCCGAGCUAUGGCGGACGGCGAGACUGGGAGGAGCACUUCGGCCACAGGUGGGAGACCUUCCUGCGGAGGAAGAUGGAGUUCGACCCAAAGGGCAUUCUGGGCACCGGCCAGGGCAUCUUCCAGCUCAAUUCCGUCAUCGUCGCCGGCCACGACGCAGAGACGAAGACCAGAAACCCCACCUCAUCUCCUCGGUAG